Molecule: messenger RNA, 2457 nt
Organism: Belonocnema kinseyi
Lineage: Eukaryota; Metazoa; Arthropoda; Insecta; Hymenoptera; Cynipidae
Product: sedoheptulokinase-like
Exons: 8
Coding region: 687-2075 (462 amino acids)
Biological process (GO): carbohydrate metabolic process
Cellular component (GO): cytosol
Molecular function (GO): sedoheptulokinase activity
Source: RefSeq, a predicted model, not a curated record
UAGCCACUUUCUGACAAAGACACCUUUCGAUAGCUCCGCAAAAGUAGUGAAUUGUUAGUAUUUUUUUUCAAUAUAAAAUCAAGUAUUGAUUUUCAAAUGUUUGUCACUAGAAAACAGCAUGGAAGUAGAUAAAGAUAACUUGCUAUAGAAACAAGAUGAACAAGUGUUAGCGGGAAAAGUGAAAGUAACGGAAUUUUUUUAAUUUUUCUAUUUUUCGUUGUGAAUAUCGAGCGUUAUCCACAGUGAGAUUAUUACGUGACGAGAUAGAUAAGUCGAAGCACGUUUCAGUUUAAAUUCAUGAACAAUUCAUUUUAAUUAUCUCUACAAACUGGAGCUAACGCGUGUUCCUAAAUAGAAAAAUUACUGGAUUAAUGCAAGGAUAAAUGAACAAGUAUAGGAAAGACUAAUCUGUGUAUGUAUCCAACCCACACAUAUGAUGCAAUCAGAGAUAGGGUCUGCUGAGUUUGAAUUACUUGGAACCAGACAGUCAUUAGUGUCGCUGUAAAUUUAAUCGUUUUCCAACUUUCCCACCUCAUUUCGUCAUUAUCAAUACAUAGGUAUUCAAGAUUCUUCAUUUUUUUUUAUUGAGGAAGUGAGUCGGUUUCUAGUGAUGUUAAAGUGAUAUUUGUGUCAUUUGUUUCUAAGAAAUCAAUCUUUUCCUGCGAAUUUUACUUUCUAUUAUCGCAAUGACGCAUCAAGGCCUAGUUUUAGGAAUAGAUGUAGGAACAACGUCUGUAAAAGUUGUUGUUGUUUCUAAAGAAAAUAAGGAAAUUGUUGCAAAGCAGUCCAAAGACACCCAGGCAAAUGUGCCCAGUGAUUUGGGAAUAGAAGGUAAUAAACAAGAUGUGCCAAAGAUUUUAUCUGCAGUUCACAGCUGCGUUUCGAGACUCCCUAAGGAUCUGCUUCGACAGGUGGAAUGCAUCGGAGUUUGUGGUCAAAUGCACGGCGUGACUCUGUGGAAAAAUAUCGACAGAAGUAACGAAGAAGGUAUCUUUAAAUUAGAAAUCGAGAGAGAACAAGUCUCAAAUUUGUACACCUGGCAAGACGGUCGAUGUGAUCCCGAAUUUCUAAAAUCCUUGCCUAAAUCCAAAAGUUAUCUUUCCCUUCAUACUGGUUUCGGAUGUGCCACACUCUUCUGGUUUUCUAGAAACAAACCCGAAAAACUAGCCAAAUACGACAGAUGUGGAACAAUCCAAGAUUUGGCAGUGAGCUUACUCUGCGAAAAUAAUGAGGUCACAAUGAGUACACAAAAUGCUGCAAGUUGGGGGUAUUAUUUAGCAGAAGAAAACGAAUGGGACUUAAAAGCUCUAAACGAAGGAAACUUUCCCGUAAGAUUGCUGCCCUCAAAAAUUUUUAAACCCGGAGAAAGUGCUGGAAAAUUGAAGAGUAGCUGGUUCGGAAUCCCAGAAGGCACGACGAUAGGCGUUGCUUUGGGGGAUUUACAAAGUUCUGUUUACGCUUUGUUGAGAGAUCCGAGAGAUGCCGUUCUCAAUAUUUCCACGUCUGCUCAACUGGCCUACAUUCAUCCAACAUUUGAACCUGCAGUAAAAUGUGAUUCAGAAAAAAUCGAAUACUUUCCAUAUUUUGAUGGAAAAUAUAUUGCGGUCGCAGCUUCGCUAAAUGGAGGAAAUACGCUGGCUACUUUUGUCAAGUCCCUUCAACAAUGGACAAUGGAAUUAGGAUUUUCCGUUCCGCAAUCCAAGGUUUGGGAAAGAUUAAUUGCUUUAGGAAAAGAAGACUCUGUGAUCAACGAUAUGAAAAUAACUCCUACUCUUCUUGGAGAACGUUAUGCUCCAGAACAAACGGCAAAUGUUAGUGGAAUCACUUUAGACACUUUAAGUCUAGGACACAUAUUUCGAUCCCUUUGCUCAGGCCUUAUUAAAAAUAUUCACGACAUGAUGCCGCACGAUGUACUGAAGAAAAUGGAAAUAUCUCGUAUAGUAGGAAAUGGAUCAGGUCUAGUUCGCAAUGUUGUUUUGCAAAAAGAAGUUUCAAGAUGGUACAAAUUACCACUAGAGUUGGGCAAUUCCGGAGAUGCUGCUCUUGGAGCUGCUCUUGCCGUAAUUCACCACUAGAGCUCUUCAAAGAAACAAAAGUAGUUCAGAAUGAAUUUUGAACUGUUUCUAGCAUUUUUAUUAUCUUGCCUUAAAGAAAAAAAUGAAGCAUCGGUUCAAAGAACUUUAUAUGAAGAGAAUUGCGAGAGACGGUUGCGACUCUCGCGUUAAAAGUGUCGCAGUGCGUGAGUACUCAGUCGAGUAUAUUGCGCAAUAUUAUGCAUUCCAAUUGGAAACGGUUCAGGCCUAAAAACUUUCUUUUAUAAAAUUCCCUGACAGUUAAUAUUCAAACUAAUAUCUUAAUCUUAUAAUAUUUUUAACGUAUAAUAUUUUAGAAACAGAAUAAAAUAAUAAAAUUUCAGAUUAAAUUUUAACUCAAAAAGAUGACUAUAUCAUAAACGGU